Molecule: messenger RNA, 1621 nt
Organism: Neurospora tetraspora
Lineage: Eukaryota; Fungi; Ascomycota; Sordariomycetes; Sordariales; Sordariaceae
Exons: 2
Coding region: 329-1429 (366 amino acids)
Source: RefSeq, a predicted model, not a curated record
GGGCCAUCAGCGCAACUGAAGGUGCCAGCUUUUUUGUCAUUGGUGUGCCACCCUUCACUCUACACCAUCUUCCAACUCCAUUGAACAUAUAACCACGACCUCACCCUCCCUUCCGUUGUCGCCAUGUCGUCUCAUCAGAGGACGCAAGCGCAAGCAAUCGAUUGAGAACGCGCUCGAGCCCGGCCCCGGCCCAGACCCGAAGAACCCCAUUGCAUUCUGGGCCGAGCACGGACACUGGCCAGAGGAGCAGGACUCCCCCAUAAGCCAUCUACUUGCGCGCAAGAAAUCUUCAUUCUAUGAUGAAAAGAAAUCUUCAUCCUAUGAUGAUAUGUCCCGUAAGCGACCGAGCUCUACCAUCACGGCCACGACGCCCAGCGACCAGAGGCCGAGGGAGGAGAAGAGCGCCCCAUAUGAAGACCCGCGCUAUGAGACCUUGCUCGAGCUCAACGGCAGCUACAUGGUCGAGGAUCCUGUAGGAUUAGCCAGCGCCAGCAGGGAUCUUUGUCGGUCUCUCCUCGAAAACUCGCAGCCAAUUCCAAGCGAUACACUCUUCCGAGACGACAUCUUCAAAACAACCAUCCAGAACCUGCGCCAGAAAAAUGAGGCGCGGGUGAUUCAAGAUAUCACUCGGCUUAUUGUCCCUUCAGCCGAAAAUCUUUUUAUCUUUGGUGGUGCAAAGCACCUUGAUGUCCUAACCGAGAGUGUUAACGAAGGGUGGAAUAAUUCGAUUCCCUUGACUGAUCCCCGUCCACAGCCUGACUAUUCCGUUGGGUUCAGGCGUACUGCAUUUACCAAGGACCAAUUCGACAAACUAUCACCAUUUAUUGGCGACUUCCUCGGCGGGGAUCAAUCAUUCUUUAUGGCUACGUACUAUAUAUACUUCCCAUUCUUAACCUGUGAGGUGAAGUGCGGCGCCACCGCGCUCGACACCGCAGACCGGCAGAAUGCCCAUAGUAUGACCCUUGCGGUACGGGGUAUUGUCGAACUCUUCCGUUGUGUCAAGCGCGAGAACGAGGCUAACCGGCAGAUUCUCGCCUUCUCCAUUUCACACAGUAACGAAGACGUACGGAUCUACGGCCACUACCCGGUAAUAAAUGGAAAGGAUACUAAAUACUACCGCUAUCUGAUCAAGAGGAUUGAUCUCAUCGACCCAGACGGGAAGGAUAAAUGGGUAGCGUAUCGAUUCACCAGGAAUGUCUACGACAUAUGGAUGCCCGCUCACUUUAAGAACAUCUGUUCUGCCGUUGAUCAAUUGCCGUCAGAUUUGGAUUUUGGUGUCCCACCACUCUCUGGGGCAUCCGGACUUUCCCAGGAUGAGUCCGUCGAACAGAACAGCCGGUCAAGCAACGCUGGUGUCACCCCAGACACUUCGUUUACAAGACCGGAAGCAAGACCGGAGGCGGCAAAAAGGCGGAAGGGUCAAGCCUAGAAGUGGAUGGUUUGGAUUGGGUUACCAAGGAUGUAGGGGGGAACAGUAUGGUUGAAGAUCUGAAGGACCGAAGUUGCUUACUUGUUAUUUUGUUUUGGUUUUUGUUUUUGUUUUUUUUUCCUUUCUCCUUUCUCCUUUUUCUUUUUUUUUUUCUUCUUUUUCUUCUUUUUUUUUCUUUUCUUUUCUUUUCUU